AUGCCCCGACUUAAACUUGCUGCCCUGAGCAGAUAUUUGCUUAAGGGCCAAUUUCAUACACGAGGCUGUUUAAUAUCCCGAGUACGAACAUGUCCUACCGUCGCUCGAACUCCUGUCCAACAAUUGACUUCAACAUGGCCGUACCAAACUCGAGCCGCACAUACCGACACUACCUCUUCUCUACCCAAUAAUGCGCCAUCUCCAAUUCAUGUUCCUCUAAGAAAACAACUGAAAGAUGAGGCAAAGAAACAGAAGGCCCUUGGAAAGAAGAAGAAGAAGAAUGUGAAUAACCAAGUAGUAGAUGGCUGGGAGCUCACCGUGGGAAUCGAGAUACAUGCCCAAUUAAAUACUGCGAAGAAACUAUUCUCGCCAGCUGUCACUUCCUUCAACGAUGACCCAAACUCCCAUGUCGCUUAUUUCGAUCUAGCUAUACCGGGUAGUCAACCCCUCUUCCAACAAGAAACUCUCAUCCCGGCCUUGAGAGCUGCUUUGGCGCUCAACUGCGAAGUGCAAAAUGUAAGCAGAUUCGAUAGGAAACAUUACUUCCACUGGGAUCAACCAUCCGGCUAUCAGAUUACGCAAUACUAUGAACCAUUCGCACGAGAUGGUAGAAUUACAUUGCAAGCUAGGGAUGGUAUUGCCGCGGAAGAUGGGGAUGGUAUUUCAGUUGGGAUCAAGCAAAUCCAAAUGGAACAAGAUACGGCCAAGACUCUGGCACAACCUGGUGAGUUACACUGGGUCGAUUUCAAUCGUGUUGGCGUACCCCUGAUCGAAAUCAUCACUCUUCCUGAUAUCCAUCACCCGGCUACUGCUGCCGCUCUGGUCAGAAAAGUUCAAAUUCUACUAAAUGCUGUCGAUGCGUGUGUCUCUGGUAUGGAAGCCGGUGGUCUGCGGGCGGAUAUCAAUGUAUCGGUUCGACGAAGCGAUGAUCCUUCUGCUCCGCUUGGCCAGCGCACUGAGAUAAAAAACUUAAGCAGUUUCAAAGCCGUCGAGGAUGCUAUCAUUGCUGAAAGAGACAGACAAAUUUCCGUGCUCGAGUCCGGCGGGAAAAUAGAAAGUGAAACUCGCGGAUGGUCAAUUGGGUCAACUGAGACUCGCCGAUUACGUGGGAAAGAAGGUGAAGUUGACUACAGAUAUAUGCCGGACCCCGACCUCGCUCCUGUGAUCAUCGGCGAUGACCUAGUUAGCCAUCUUCGCGAGGGUAUGGGCGAACUUCCCGAUGCCGAAGUCGAUGAGUUGAUCCAGCGGUUCGGACUUACUCCGAAAGACGCACUCUCCCUAGUAGCGCUUGACGAUGGCAACCGAAUUGAGUAUUUCUGGAACGUCGUCGAUCUUCUCUCCAAACGGUUUGGAUCAGAUGCAUAUUCGCUCGAGUACUUACGAGGUUAUCAACUUGCUGCCAAUUGGAUACUGCAUGAAUUGGGCCGUCUUACAUCGGAUCGUAUUGAAGACGCUGCUCAAGAUUUAGGAUUCACCGAGGAUGGCCAAUGCCAUCGCGUACCUGUCAGACAUCUUACCGAUAUCCUUUUCUAUUUACAUCAACGAAAAAUCACGGCAAAGGUUGCGAAAGAGCUACUAUGGGCUGUAUUUCGUCGACGAAUUCCCGACGAAUACGCUACGAUGGAUGCAGUCCUCGAUGAAGAAAACCUAUGGUUUGAUGAACUUAACGAAGAUGAAUACGUCGAACUCGCACACGCUGCGGCAGAGGGACAAGAAGACGUUCUAAAUCAGUUUGUAGAUUACAAGCAAUAUCCCCAAGGGAAGUUGAUGUUCUUGGUUGGUCGAAUGAUCCGACUCGGCGCCGAGGAGAGAAUAGACCCCAAAGAAGCCGAGAGGAUCAUGAAGCGAGUGAUAGAAGAGCGAUUAGUCCCAGCCAUCAGAAGUGGAAGCCAAGCUUGA
Messenger RNA from Hypoxylon trugodes, 1899 nucleotides. Its product is annotated as aspartyl/glutamyl-tRNA amidotransferase subunit B. The record is from RefSeq and is a predicted model, not a curated record. Gene Ontology annotation, biological process: glutaminyl-tRNAGln biosynthesis via transamidation; mitochondrial translation. The transcript has a single exon. Gene Ontology annotation, molecular function: glutaminyl-tRNA synthase (glutamine-hydrolyzing) activity. Lineage: Eukaryota; Fungi; Ascomycota; Sordariomycetes; Xylariales; Hypoxylaceae. The coding region runs from base 1 to 1899 and encodes 632 amino acids.